Zophobas morio is the source of this 702-nucleotide messenger RNA. RefSeq lists its product as uncharacterized. Gene Ontology annotation, cellular component: mitochondrial inner membrane. Gene Ontology annotation, biological process: inner mitochondrial membrane organization. The transcript has 9 exons. Bases 1 to 702 code for a protein of 233 amino acids. Lineage: Eukaryota; Metazoa; Arthropoda; Insecta; Coleoptera; Tenebrionidae. The record is from RefSeq and is a predicted model, not a curated record.
AUGGCCAGAUCAACUACCGUAUCACUGGCCCGAGAUGCGGACGACACAGGAAUGUUCUGUCAUUUUAAUCAACGACACUGGAAUUUGAAGUUUAUACCCUUUCUACAAGAAGUAAAAUAUCAAAAUAAAUUAAAUUCUUUUUGUAGAAUUCCGUAUUUCUAUUUUAAAACAAGAAUUAAGACAACUCUCCCUACAAAGUUUAUCUAUGAAAACGGCCGAUUGCUUGCCUCAUCACUUUACAAUAAAGCCAGCCCUUUCCUUCUUUCGCUAUCAACAAAGUUUAAUGAGAUUACUGGUUACGACGAAAUUCUCGCUCUUAAAGAAAAAGUUCUUAAAGCAGAUCUCGAUUUUUCAUCUUCACGAGAAGCAUUUAAAGAAGCCCAAUUACAGUACAAUAAAGUAAUUCAAGAGCGCAACACCUGCCAGCAGGAUAUUAAUUCCUUAUUACAAAGAAAACAAAUGUGGGGAGAAAAAGAAGUUAAAUUUUUUACUGAACUAUGCCAAAAAGAAUAUCACUUACAAGAACUUAAAGAAAAACUCGAUGGCCAAUACAAGUCCAGCGAAGCACUAGUGGAAGCUCGCUUAAACGAGCUUAUGUCCGGGUUAAAUGCAGUACAACUCAACAAUUUUUUGAAGCUUCUUAUCUGUUUUACUUGGCAAACUUUUCAUAAUAAUAAUAAUACGAAGUUUAGAGCGCAUUAA